AUGGCAGCUGAGGAUUCAAGAAAACGCGCAAUGGACGCGUUGGAGAGAAGGUUUGCUGUCGCUGAAGCUGAGGUUCUGCAACAACAGAAGAGCAGCGAAAAGAGGCCGCGAUUAGAAGGAAGCAAAAGAGAAGGCAAAGGUUCUGCAGCCGCCGAUGCUCGGAAAGGGAAUUUCUUUUCUUCAAGUUACUUCUCUGCUCGAGAUAUGGAAGAUAGUGGUUUGACAUAUUCAGAAAUCUCUCAUCCUGUACAUGAUAAUCUGUUAACCACCAAUGCUGAGGUUCAGACUAAGAGAGGUGGGAACGCAGUGGAUAAGAUUUUGCACGAUCUUUUCCAACAUGGGGAUUCUGCGCAAAAGUAUAUGCAGGGAUCCAGAAGUAAAAGAAUUGAUAGUUGGAUACUGCUGGAUAAUUAUGUGCAAGGGCGCGGGAAAUCCAAGUCUUCUCGUGCUGAAGUCCUGCAAUCGCAGGCGAAGCGCUCUAAGACGCAUAUGUCCAUGAGGCAACAUAAGAAGUGUGGAUCUCUGGAGCUGCCUGAACAUCUACGGAAAUUUGAUGUCUUUAAGCCCAUGCAUGAGAUGUGGAAGGGAUAUAUGUCGCAGCUACUCAAGACCACUGGGGGAAAUCAUUUGGCUCAGUGUCUUCUUAGUGCAGACCUUCACGGUGCCAUUAUUGCAGUUGCCCAGUGUAAGAUAUCAUCUUUGACUGGAGUAAGUGGUAUUAUGAUCCGUGAAACUGCAGAGACAUUCGGGAUAAUUACACAAGAUAACAAGUUUAGAGUUGUCCCCAAAAAGCUUUCAGUUUUUAUAUUCCAAGCGGAUUCCUGGAAGAUAACACUGCAAGGAGACAAGCUCACUUCAAGGAAUGCCAGUGUGCAGUCUUAG
Linum trigynum is the source of this 882-nucleotide messenger RNA. The record is from the annotation of a GenBank genome assembly. Lineage: Eukaryota; Viridiplantae; Streptophyta; Magnoliopsida; Malpighiales; Linaceae.